AUGGCUGGGUCUCGCCAAGAUCCCUUCGAAGUGGGGAGUGAUAUGGACGAAGACGAGGCGUUGCGUUAUGCCAUUGCCCUUUCACUUCAGGAACAAGAGCUCCAAGACGAGCAAAGUUCGCAGAUCCCGUGCGCCUCGACCUCGACAUCCUGCCGGAAUGGGGAUGGUUCGAGCGGGGCUGGCCUCGGUUUGCUUUCGCUCGAUCGCAAGAAGAUGGAAGAGGACAGGCUGCAGAGGUUAGCCAAGCGGCGUCGCUCACCUACAGAUGGAGAUGUUGCAGAAGUCCCGCCGCCAAAGAGAAUGACGCCAAGUGUCGAACCCCCCCGGACCGUAGCUGCUUCUUUGCCGGCGAGCUUGUUGCCUUACCCCAAGGGCGCCAUCAAACGGACAUGGGCGUAUGGGUACCCUCGAACGUCAGAAGACAUCAAGAUCGAGGAGGUCUUUCAGAAGGACAAACUGGAGCUUGCUCUCCUAAGUUCGUAUCAAUGGGACGAUGAAUGGCUCAUAUCCAAGUUGAAUUUGAGAAAGACCAAGCUGCUCCUUCUGGCGUUUGCCGACAGCGAGGCCCAGAAAUCAGAAAUGCGAUCCAAUGCGCCACCAGGCAUCAAGUUCGUCUUUCCGGCAAUGAAUGGGCCUGGGGCGAUGCAUUCCAAGCUCCAGCUGCUAAAGUACCCCGACUAUCUUCGAGUUGUGGUCCCGACAGCCAAUCUGGUCCCCUAUGAUUGGGGGGAGACUGGCGUCAUGGAGAACAUGGUCUUUCUGAUUGAUCUCCCUCGACUAGAGGGGUCCGCAACUCAUCGGCCAACCUCAUUCAGCACCGAGCUCGGCCGAUUCUUGUCGGCAACUGGCGUUGGCGAGUCCAUGGUGAGCAGUCUAACAAACUACGACUUCUCGCAAACGAAGCACCUUGGCUUCGUGUACACCAUCCCAGGCGGACACCAAGGAGACGAACUGAAGCGAAUAGGAUACAGUGGGCUGGGCACCAGCGUGGCUUCCCUUGGACUAGCCACUGACGACCCAAUCGAGGUCGAUUUUGUUUGUGCCUCUCUUGGAUCUCUCAACUACGACCUAGUAGGCGCAAUCUACAAUGCAUGUCGAGGAGACGAUGGCCUGGCCGAAUACAAGUCGAGAAUAGGCCGAGCGGGCGCAGCAGGAAAAAACAAGGCGUCGAACCCAUGGCACGACAAGCUAAAGGACCGUUUCCGAAUAUAUUUUCCGACGAACGAGACAGUAACCAGGAGUCGAGGUGGUCGUAAUGCUGCGGGCACCAUCUGUGUCCAGUCCAAAUGGUGGCGCGCACCAACCUUCCCCACUGAGCUCGUGCGGGACUGUGUUAACACCAGGCAUGGGCUUCUGAUGCACAGCAAGAUGAUCUUGGUAUCACAGACGGAAGCGGGAAGUCAAAACCAAAGUCAAUUGCAAACGCGUCCGCAAACGCGAUCGGAGCCGUGGGGACGCGACCAGGGGUCGGCUAGUACCCAAGGGAACCCGAAAGCGGCAAAUAUGUCUCUGGGCUGGGUCUACGUCGGCAGUGCAAAUCUGUCAGAGAGCGCAUGGGGCCGCAUUGUCAAGGACCGAGCGACAGGACAGCCCAAGAUGAGCUGUCGGAAUUGGGAGAGCGGUGUUGUAGUGCGAGUUGGCAAUCGUAAAAACAGUAGCACUGUCUCCACCGACUUGAAUGAGUGUACUAGCGCCAGUACCAAGGUCAAGGCGGCAGCAGAAACAGAGACAGAGACAGAAACAGAGUCACAGGCACAGGCACGGUCAUCAGUGCAGGCGGGGAAGACAUCGAGGCAGCCGGGCAAGGGACGCGAUACGAGUCAACAAGUUGACGUCCAGAAACAGAAGCAACCGGAACAGAAGGAGCAGCAGCAGCAACAGCACAAAGAUCAUCUUGAGAACACGGACGUAGACAUGGAGAUGGUGUUGGAGGGCACAGUCCCAAUUCCAAUGCAACAACCAGGACGACGCUACCGCGAGGGCGAAGAGCCAUGGUUUUACAGUAUGCAGGAGCAUUUCUGGGGGUUAGAAGAGGGUCGAAAUGAGAAAGAAGACGACAAUGCUGAGAACGGCAGUUGUUGGCGAUAG
Messenger RNA from Fusarium venenatum, 2088 nucleotides. The record is from RefSeq and is a predicted model, not a curated record. Lineage: Eukaryota; Fungi; Ascomycota; Sordariomycetes; Hypocreales; Nectriaceae.